AAAAGGAAUUCUCCGAAUCGCUAGAUAGUAUGUAAAGUGAACAAAUCGUUUGCAUUGUUCAAUGCUAUAUUGGAGCCAAAUAAUUCUCCUAAAUUAUCCUUUAAAAUGUAUAUAUAUACUCUAAGAUGAAAUCUCUAUUUCUGAAUAUUAAAGGAUAUAAGAACAGGAUGUACUUUUUGCUGUGAAAUAUAUUUUAUGACUUUUAAUAAUUUCAGUGGAAUAAUGGAGGAGGAUCUAAAACCACUGGGCUGGAAGUAGAUGAUUGAGAGGAAGAUCGAGUAUCCUCAUAUCAAUAAAGUACCUCUUAUGAAACUAUGACCCGGUGGGCACGAGUUUCUACCACACAUAACAAGAGACCUUUGCCUGCAACAUCAUGGGAGGACAUGAAGAAGGGAUCCUUUGAGGGAACAAGCCAAAACCUACCAAAACGUAAACAUGAGGCCAGUAGGCUGUCCCUCAAAAAUGAUGCAUCCCAACCAAAACAUAAAAAGAACAGAAAGAAAAAAGAGUACUUAAAUGAAGACGUGAAUGGAUUUAUGGAAUACCUAAAACAGAACUCGCAGAUGGUUCACAAUGGGGAGAUUCUGUCAACAGACAGUCGGGAAAUAAGGGAAGAAAUUGCAGUCGCUUUAAAGAAAGACAGUCGACGGGAAGGAAGGCGAUUAAAAAGACAAGCAGCAAAGAAAAAUGCAAUGGUAUGUUUCCAUUGUAGAAAACCUGGCCAUGGAAUUGCAGAUUGCCCAGCCGCCCUUGAAAAUCAGGAUAUGGGGACUGGAAUAUGUUACCGGUGUGGGUCCACAGAGCAUGAGAUCACCAAGUGCAAGGCCAAAGUAGACCCAGCUCUUGGUGAAUUUCCUUUUGCAAAAUGUUUUGUUUGUGGGGAAAUGGGACACCUGUCUAGAUCCUGUCCUGAUAAUCCCAAAGGACUCUACGCUGAUGGUGGUGGCUGUAAACUUUGUGGCUCUGUGGAACAUUUGAUGAAAGAUUGUCCUAAAAGUCAGAAUUCAGAUCGAAUGGUCACAGUUGGUCGCUGGACAAAGGGAAUGAGUGCAGACUAUGAAGAAGUUCUGGAAGAACCUAAACCACAGAAACCUAAAACAAAGACCCCUAAGAUUGUUAAUUUUUGAUAUUUGGUGCUAUUGUUAGAUACCCCUCAUUGGUACUUUCCCAGGCAGGCCUACGUGACAAGGUAGAGCUGGCCCCACGUGGAGCCGAGCCUGUGCUGUAGACGUCAGUAGGGUCGAGGCGUGGUCCAACACAGUUCUGCCAUCUUCCAUUGAGGAUACUUUUACCCUUGUUUGGAGAAAAAUCACUGAAGAACAGAAUAGGAUGAUUAAAUUAGAUUCUCUAAAAGAGCAUAAUUUUUUACAGAUAGUACUUAGAUAUAACUAAGUGGUUACAUGCUUGAUUGUAGCAAUCAUUUAAAAAAACUAUGCAUUAAUAUGAACUACCCCUGAACAAAGGAUACUGCUUUGCAUUUGGAAAUGAAUAUUGUUUCCUUGGUUCUAAGUAUCAAUUCAUUAUUAUAAUACAAUUUAUUUAUAAAUUUUCACAGAACUGUAUUUUCAAAAUAUUAAAUAAAAGUAUAUUUCGUA
Molecule: messenger RNA, 1595 nt
Organism: Tupaia belangeri chinensis (Chinese tree shrew)
Lineage: Eukaryota; Metazoa; Chordata; Mammalia; Scandentia; Tupaiidae
Gene: ZCCHC9
Product: zinc finger CCHC-type containing 9
Exons: 6
Coding region: 315-1127 (270 amino acids)
Cellular component (GO): nucleolus
Molecular function (GO): nucleic acid binding; zinc ion binding
Source: RefSeq, a predicted model, not a curated record